UGAUGGUGCUGAUGCCAAAAACAAGAACAGCAAGGGACGUCGGCCAAGAGUGCUCCUGUCCUCCAGGGCCUCCAGGAAAACGUGGAAGGAUGGGACGAAGAGGAGAACCUGGACCUCCCGGCAAGUCUGGACGGGACGGAUACCCGGGUCCUCUUGGCUUGGAUGGAAAACCAGGUUUACCUGGUCUGAAGGGCAGCCAGGGACCAGCGGGACCCAAGGGAGAAAAGGGUGACCAAGGUGUCACUGGGCCACGGGGUCCUUCUAGCUACACACACUCAAAUCUGCACAGUAAUCAGAUUCUCACCGUCAAGGGUGACCAGGGUCAGGCUGGACCUGCAGGUCCUCCUGGUCCCCCCGGCCCUCCUGGUCCCCGCGGCCCCCCUGGAAACACGGGCAAAGAUGGACCCCGUGGCCCUAGUGGAGAGCAGGGUUUUCCAGGCCGUGAUGGCGCCGAGGGACAACAGGGAUUACCUGGAAAGCCGGGAGACGAUGGUACGCCAGGUUAUCCAGGGCCACAGGGUCCUGCAGGGACAAAGGGCGAACCUGGGUUUGGAGAAAAGGGAGAAAGAGGCAUGGAUGGACUUCCAGGGAUAAAGGGUGAUAAAGGUGAAGCUGGAUUGCAGGGACAACAGGGACCCAUGGGUUAUCCUGGUGAAAAAGGUGAAGCAGGUUCUUCAGACAUCAUUGACUUCAAUGGGAAACUCCUGGACGCUUUCCAGGGCCCGCCUGGACCACCUGGGCUCCCGGGCCCUCCAGGGGAGAAGGGUGAGCUUGGUUUACCUGGUCCAGCUGGAGUGGAUGGGGAAAAGGGUCCUAAAGGUGACUACGGUGAGACAGGACCACCAGGAGAGAGAGGGGAGAAGGGAGAGAUGGGGCUGUCUGGACCUGCUGGUGUGGACGGACAUAAAGGAGAGAAAGGAGACUGUCGACUGGACGACAACCUGGUUCAGAUGAUUUCCCAACCAGGUCUACCUGGUCCACCUGGACCACCUGGAAUGCCUGGAUCUCCUGGCUCUAUGGGUCUUCAUGGAAUGCCUGGUCCUAAGGGAGAGCCUGGAGUUGGCAUGAAGGGAGAAAGGGGAGAGCCUGGUCCAUCUGGACCCAGAGGCCUAGACGGCCAGCAGGGUAUAACUGGGUCUCAGGGGUUGGUGGGUCUGCCAGGUGCAAAGGGAGAAAAAGGGAGACCAGGAGAGCCUGGACUUGAUGGUUUCCCUGGAAUGAUGGGAGAUAAAGGGGAACGAGGAGAACGAGGAGAGAAGGGUGACAGGGGAUCUGUUGGGAAGAGGGGUCCCAAGGGCCACAAGGGGGAGCAGGGUCCUCCAGGCUUGGACCAGCCUUGCCCUGUGGGACCAGACGGUUUGCCGAUACCAGGCUGCUGGCACAAGUGAUGACUAACCAGCAGCAUCAAAUCUGUACAUAUUGAUCUGGUAUAUAUUGCAAGUGAAAACUACAACCAACAUCCCAGUGCCUCCCUUUCCUCACCCCUUCCACUCCCAUUUUCUACCAAAAAAAACAUUUAUAUAAUAUAUUGAUUUUUUUAACAGGGACAUUGUGAUUAUACAGUAUUAUAAUUCUUUUUAAAACUAGAGAUUCAGUGUUGUAGAGAAUGCAGCUGUGUUUGAAGAGACUGAACUCGCGGUGGGACUCUGGGACUGUCCACGUGACCGUGUUGGAUUGAAGAGUGCCUUACUAACAAAACCUGAUUUGCUGCCUGAUAGUAAUAAUGGGAGCGGUGGUGUGUGCACUCGCUCAAAUUUUGAGGAUGGAUGGACAGAUCUGUUGGCACAUGGAGGAGUGUGGAUCUGUACUCUCUUCUCCUCUCUGUGUUUUCUCGAAAGGAGGAUAUGGCCAGGCAGAAGCUCAUACGCAAACGUCUGUCUCAGCCCUGAAGGGCGUGCGGGGCCUGGUGAGGAAAGGACACGUUGAUGAGCAGAGAGCAGGAUUGACGGUUCGGCCUUGGUGAGGCAGAAGAGCUCUGUGUUGAAGUGAACACUCAGAUUCUCCCGUAUGAAAACUCUCCAGGAGAGGGCGACAGGGAACGCUGCGAUUCCACUUUCACCUGGGAAGAGAAAACACACACAUGAACUGACUGGUGUUACAGUGAUGUCACAGGCACAUAAGGAAGAAUUUACUGCACAGUGAUGUUCAACAUGUUGUGGUUUCCACUUGCGGUUAAAUGCAUUAUCAUUACGUGGCGCGGUUUUGCUAAGCAUUCUGGGAGUUUUUUUGGUUAUGUUGCCCCCUGAGAGAUGCAUCGAAUUUCUUUAUCUUUUUAUUUGCAUUAAACUCUCUUUAAUAGUCUUUCCAUUUGAACGAGCCACUCACAGAACGCCGAUCUUUUUAUUUUAUUUUUAUGGCUCACACUUCUGGUAGUGGUGGCAUGCUUGUCAUUUUAUUUGACUUUGGUGUAAUCUUUAAAUUUGUGAUGUUACAUUUUUGCAUUCCUGUGAAUCAACAUUUUUAACUUAGUAAAAAUUCAUGGCCGGGUUUGAAGGAACCAGUCACAGUAUUUUUAUUAAAUCAGUGUUGCAACCAGGGAGCCAAUCAGCUCCGAUCUGUUUCUGUUUCAGAUACCUUAACAACCGACUGAAGAUCAAACUAUCUUACUAAAAUGUUCCAGCGUGGCUUAACGUUAUUUUACAAUCACAGGUGGAGUCGUGUUUGAUUUCUAUUGCCAGUUUCUACUUCGUAUUUGUUGCUGCUGACUUAAAUGUGUGUUUUAUGGUUGAUUUUUUUUAUCUGAUAUUAAACAUUUGGAUUGAAGGACUGACAGAGAGAAGUAUGACAACUGUUGUUGGGUUUUUAUGGUUUUUAUUUUACAGAUACAGGAGUAGACCCUGGUUAUAAAUGUCGGUAUUUUGUUGCAAUUCUCAUAGGUACUUUUUUGUUUUUAAAAAAAACCUGUCAACAGAUGGUAUACAGUAGGCCCUUAUUAGUUAAAGGUACACCUUAAAGGGAUACACAUGGUCAAAUAGUGAUCUUAAUAAUUAUGUUCAUUUACAGUUGGAGAUAUUUUGUGGACUUUACUGCAUUUGAAUAAUGUGAGUUAUUUAGUUAUUUCAGGCAAAUGUGAAAAUCUCCAGAGCGCGACCAUUUUAAAAAGAUAACUCAUUCUACAGUGACUUUUUAUACAUUUAUAUUCAUAAAUAAUCAUCCAAAUUAUUCACUAUUCAAUUUUAGUACAUCUGACAAUAAAAUGUACCCACAUUUUACAGAGUGCACCUUUAAAUCCCAGCUAAUGGACACAUUUUAAGGGCCCUGAUUUAUACAAAACCAUGUAUAAAUUGUUGUUUGUUUUUGGUUUCUUCACAGAUGUUGUAACAAUGUUUGACAAACGGAAUCACAUGAAUACUGACACAUGGAUAAUUGUUAUAUCCAGAGGAGAAAAGUGAUGCACGAAAAACAGAACAAUGUACUUUUAUCACCUGAAUGUAACAUUAAUGCUUUUUUUAAAAUAACCGGCUACAAUGUUUGAAAUACCGUUUUUGUUUUUGUUCUGUUGGCAAACACAUGCAUAUACUUUAUAUAAGGAAAGUGUAUUUUCAUACUGGUUAUCUUUGUAUGAAUUCUAAAGUGUUCUAAAGUGACGACUGUGCUACAUUGCCAUUUAUUUGUUGGAAGAACUCCUUUGUCACAGUACAGUAAUGUUGAACUGAAGUCACAGUUAAUUUGUGUGGUUUAAGUGGUCCGUAAAAAUACUAAAACUGGAAUUUACUUUUUAGGUUUACAUUAAGUAAACUUGUGGUGGAAGGAUAACAAUGUCUGCUCAAAUCUGAAUAAAAAAACAUGAUUUAUUGGUAAGUUUGUCUUUUAAACUUAGUUUAAAAACUUCACUAAAACAAUGUUCAAGUUGUAGUCUAGGUGUUUUGGGUUUUUUUAAAGUAAUUGAAUUAGUUGCUAGUCAUUAACAAAUGACAGUAAGUCAGAGUAAGUGACAAAAAAAAUUGUGAAAGUGAUGAGUGAGACUUUUUUUUAAAGCGGAAUGGUUCUGAUUUCACUGGGAACUGAUGGUUAUCUGUCACUUGUGUUUAUUUCUUUUUGCAGAUUCUAUCAGCUGAGGUUUUAAAAGUGUGAUGAGGUCAAUAAAUGACAAAACAUCUGAGUACACUUUGGUGUUUUGGCAAACCACGUUUUGACAGUAUUAGUGUUGACUUCAUGAGAAUGUCUUUCGGUUGUGUUGUUGGUUGUAAGAGAAUUAAGCUAUUUUUGUAAUUACUUGUCAAAUAUGUAUAACUUGAAAUGUGUUCAACUAAACUCUGUUUUUGUUUUUUGGUUUCUUGUCCAUUAAAACAUAUGUAAUGUAAACUAAGUGUUAUUUGGAUUCUUUUAAUUAAUUUAAUUUAGUUUCUACAUUCACCACACAUUUGUAUAGACUGUAUGGGAGAUGUUUCAACUGGGGUUGUCAAAAAAAUUAGAUUUUUGUAUGAGAAGUAAGCUGUGGGCUAAUGAUUAAUCAGAAUAAAUUACAAUGAAUCAGAAAAUACUAUUUGUUGCCUACCUGUAUUUAGCAGUGGACAGAACAGCUGCGCAGUCUCUGCACAGUGACGGAUCUGGAGCUAGUGUGUUAGCCAUUACGCUGCAUCAGUG
This is a messenger RNA of Cynoglossus semilaevis (tongue sole), 4587 nucleotides long. RefSeq names its product collagen alpha-1(XXIII) chain. The transcript is spliced from 29 exons. The coding region runs from base 3 to 1388 and encodes 461 amino acids. The record is from RefSeq and is a predicted model, not a curated record. NCBI's taxonomy places the organism in Eukaryota, Metazoa, Chordata, Actinopteri, Pleuronectiformes, Cynoglossidae.